Molecule: messenger RNA, 3273 nt
Organism: Macroventuria anomochaeta
Lineage: Eukaryota; Fungi; Ascomycota; Dothideomycetes; Pleosporales; Didymellaceae
Exons: 8
Coding region: 1-3273 (1090 amino acids)
Biological process (GO): translational elongation
Molecular function (GO): metal ion binding; heme binding; GTPase activity
Source: RefSeq, a predicted model, not a curated record
AUGGCGCCGACUACCUUCUCCUUCCCUAUCAUGGACGACACCAAGCCCGAUGACCACUCCCUCCCAGCCUUCAUGGUGUCCACAACGCGCGGCUUCCUGCCACGAGGUAACCCCAUCGUCGAGCUGCCCCAAGAGUUCGCCGUGCUGGAGUCAUUGCUGCAGCGGAUGCCCAUCAAGAAACUCGACGGGUUACCGGGUCUGCUUGCAACGUUCGAGUUCGGUGACGCGGUUCUGAAAGAGCUUCCUGAUCUGUCUGAUGAGGUCGAGAAGUACCGUGACGACCUUGUUGUCAUGAAUGCGCUGUAUCGCGACUACUCGUUCUUGGCGAGCGCCUAUCUGUUUGAGCCGUGCCAUGAGAGACACAUGAAAGGUGAAGAGUAUGGGCUGGGAAGGCAGAGCUUGCCGAAGUGUAUUAGUCUGCCGAUUGUUAAGGUUGCUGAGCUUGCCGGCUUCAAGCCCUUCAUGGAGUAUGCCGGCUCUUACGCACUGUUCAACUACCGUCUGGUAGAUGAAUCAAAGGGUCUCGAGUACGACAACCUUCGCCUGAUCCGUGCCUUUGAGGCUGGACUUGACCCUGAGUCGUCUGAGGCAGGCUUCGUCCUGGUUCACAUCGCCAUGGUCAAGGAGUCUGGCGCACUAAUCGAAGGCGCAUCUGAGAUGCUCAAUGGCUGUACAGCAAACGAUCGCGAGCAGUUCGAUGGCGGUCUCCGGACGCUGGUCGCUGGCCUGCGCAAGGUCAAUGCUGUCAUGAACACAAUGUGGAAGAGGAGCAAGCCCAACGGCUACACAAGCUUCCGCACCUUCAUAUUCGGCAUCACCUCACAGUCCAUGUUCCCCAACGGCGUCAUUUAUGAGGGCGUCAGCGAGGAGCCUCUGUCUUUCCGUGGUGAAUCUGGAGCCAACGACAGCAUGAUACCCAUGUGCGACAACCUGCUGCAGAUUUCGAUGCCAGAGACUCCCCUCACAGACAUCCUGAAAGACUUCCGCCAAUACAGGCCUGGUAACCACCGCCAGUUCCUGGAAGCCGUACGCGACUGCGCUCAGGAAUCGGGUGUGCGAGAGUUCGCUAAAGAGGACUCGGUCUCUGCUGCGCUCUAUCUCCAGGCUCUUGACCAGGUGCGUGACUUCCGCUGGCGCCACUGGUGCUUCACCCGCGAGUACAUUCUCAAGCACACUUCGCAUCCUACAGCCACAGGAGGCAGCCCAAUUGUGACAUGGCUGCCAAACCAGCUGGGCGCUGUGCUUGCACAGAUGUCCGAGACGUCCGAAUUCUGCAAGUCAGUGAACGGAGUAAGCGACAUCAUGGAGACUGCCAAUCUGCAGCGUGAAACACUCCAGAAGGAAGUGGCGAAGUACUGCGCCGCCCCACAUCACCAUACCACUAUGAGCUCACGAUACGCGCCUAAACAGAACCCUGUUGAGCGACGCAAGGGCGAGUCUGCGCUCAGUGAAUUCGCCGACUACGUUCAGAAGCAACAGGCAUUGCGACGCCCCGGCCAAGCUGUCGCCACCCUCGAAGACCACGACGAGCUGAGCAUCCUCGACGAGCUCGGCCUUACCGACGACGCGAAACCGCACAUUCGCUUGAAGACGCUGCUCAUCGACCCCGCCGAGGAGAAUGCGGCUGCGCUCGGAGAGCACAUCAAGGAGCGCCUGGCCGAGGGUCACGGCGAGGUCCUGUUCGAUGUUGGACUCGAGGACAAUGGCGAGGGCAUGGGCUUCACCAAGGAGAACUGGGAUUUUGCCCUCGAGAGGAUAGGGGCUGUUGGCGAGCUCAUCAAGGCCGACUACAAGAUCCUAAUGACUAGGAACGUGGGCGGCGACGUUGAAGUUGGACCGCGAGACGCAAAGGACACAGGGGUCAGUGGCAAGAUGAUCAUAAGACUGCGCCCUCAGGACGUGGACGACGUCAUUGAGACACGAAUUGCGGUCGUGGGCAAUGUCGACGCUGGUAAGAGUACCAUGCUGGGAGUGCUCGUCAAGGGAGGGCUCGAUGAUGGACGUGGUAAAGCACGUGUCAACCUCUUCCGCCACAAGCACGAGAUCGAGAGUGGACGUACUAGCUCUGUCGGCAUGGAGAUCAUGGGCUUCGACAGCAAGAGCGAGGUUGUUGUCUCGAACACUGCCGGCCGCAAGCUGACCUGGGAGGAGAUUGGUCGCCGAUCUGCGAAAGUUAUCAGCUUCACGGAUUUGGCCGGUCACGAACGCUACCUACGAACUACCGUUUUCGGUCUACUCUCCAGCGAGCCCAACUACUGCCUGCUGAUGGUGGCCGCAAACAACGGUUUGGUCGGCAUGAGCAAGGAGCACUUGGGAAUUGCCCUCGCACUGAAUGUGCCCGUCAUGGUUGUCAUUACCAAAGUCGACAUCUGCCCGCCUCAGAUCCUCGAGCAGACCAUCACUCAGUUGACUAAAAUCCUGAAGUCGCCUGGUGCUCGCAAAAUUCCAGUCUUCAUCAAGAACAGGGAAGAGUGCAUCAACACUGCUACCCAGUUCGUUUCUCGGCGCAUCUGCCCCAUCUUCCAGGUGUCCAACGUCACAGGGUUCAAUCUUGAUCUUGUGCGCACCUUCUUGAACGUGCUGCCCCACCACGGCAACUACGACAGUUCGCUGCCGCUCGAGUUCCACGUCAACGACACUUUCUCGGUGCCGUUCGUUGGCACCGUUGUGUCAGGAGUCGUCAAAUCUGGCGAGAUCCAUACUGGCGACACGAUCCUUGUGGGCCCUGACGGCCUUGGCCAGUUCACUACAACAAAAGUACGAUCCAUCGAGCGGAAGCGAAUACAAGUACCUGGUUGCUCUGCGGGCCAGUCUGCCAGUCUCGCGCUGCGAAAUGUACGGCGGAAGGACGUAAGGAAAGGCAUGGUCGUUCUUCAUAAGUCAGACAAGCCUGAUGAGAAGACUGGCAUCAUACCGCAACCCAAGGUCUACCGCGACUUCGUCGCUGAAGUCUUGAUCUUGUCGCACGCAACCACCAUCAAGACCAAGUACCAGGCAAUGCUGCAUGUGGGACCCGUUUCUCAAACAUGCGCCAUCAUCGACAUCGAUCGCCAGUACAUUCGCACUGGUGACAGAGCGCAAGUCGCGUUCAGGUUCGUGCAGCGACCCGAGUAUCUGACCGUCGGCGAUCGUAUCCUGUUCCGUGAGGGCAGAACGAAAGGGCUCGGCAUCGUGAAGCAGGUGGGAUACGAUCCGAAGAAGCCUUUGAACCCAGAACUUCAGAAAGAGCAGCAGGCGAAAGAGUCAGGCGAGAAGAAGACUGAUGUAUCAUGA